Medioppia subpectinata is the source of this 1320-nucleotide messenger RNA. The record is from the annotation of a GenBank genome assembly. Lineage: Eukaryota; Metazoa; Arthropoda; Arachnida; Sarcoptiformes; Oppiidae.
GCUGAUAAUAUAAUGCUGAUAUAUUGUAUAAGAAUAUUAUAUUUUAAAAAAUAUUAUACUUAAAUUACAGGUAAAAUAUUUGCAAUGUUAGGUCCAAACGGAACCGGAAAGACCACAUUAAUGCGUGUAAUAUUAGGACAAUUAAGAUUAACAUCAGGCACAAUUGAGGUGUUUGGCAAAAUGGCCGGAUCUGCAGGUUUGGGUAUUCCCGGACCGGGUGUCGGGUAUAUGCCUCAGGAGUUGGCGUUAUUUGAUUACUUCACAAUCGGAGAAAUACUUGAUUAUUACGGAAUGAUAUAUCAUAUGAAACGCGAGGAAAUUGAUGAAAGCGUUGAUAAUUUGCGAGAAUUAUUGCAUUUACCGGAAAAUUCCCGACUAAUUAGUCAAUUAAGUGGUGGACAACAGCGCCGGGUGUCGAUCGCCAUAACAAUGUUACACAAACCCAGACUCGUUAUAUUGGAUGAGCCCACUGUUGGUGUGGACUCUCUGCUCAGGCAUAGGAUAUGGCAAUACUUGGAGGAUAUAUGCGAUAAAUACGGCCAAACAGUGAUAAUAACGACCCAUUAUAUAGAGGAGGCCCGGAGUGCGCAUAACGUGGCGUUCAUGAGAUCCGGCGCUGUAUUGAGACAAUCAAAUCCCAAACAAUUGAUGGAUGAAUACCAGUGCCCGACACUGGAGGACGUGUUCCUACACGCCGUUCAGUCGGUAACAAUUGGUGACAAUUAUUUGGCGCUUGAAUUUCGGGACAACUUUACCGACAGUUUUGAGACACGAGUGACCGAUAUGUUUGACGCCAGCGAUGAUGUCGUUAAGCAAAGCCUUAUACAUCUAUAUGUAGACCUUUCAAACCCACAAAUGUACGCUACCAUGAUGAACGCGAUUAGGGUUAGCGAAGUAUUUAACGGCGAUUUAAGCAAAACUCUGACCACAUUUAUGUUUGUCGGACCGCAACUCAUGGUAUAUGCAGAGUUUAGUUUGUGCUUGAUUCUAUCGACAUUUAUCAUGAUAAAUGACAAGUCGUCCAACAUAAUGAACCGGAUGUUUGCCGCCGGUGUCACUCAGUACGAGUAUAUGGGCGCCCAUAUAAUCAUCAAUAUUAUCAUUAAUUUAGUUCAGAUCAUAAGUGCGAUGAGUGUUGUGUUUGUCGUAUUUUCCGUUCAGCAAUCGGGAAGUUAUUGGGAAAUAUUCCUGUUUCUAUUCGUGGAAAUGAUGGCGGGCACUUUCAUCGGUUUAUUACUCGCUGUCAUUUUGAGCGAUCCCUUUUCAGUUAUAGUAUCUUUUGGCCACUUGAGGCCAUUCCCCAUAUGUAUCAGUUUAUAA